CAAGGCCAAAGCCCUGCAGGGAGAAAUUGUUAUCGUUGUUAUUGCUGCUAUUGCUGCCUGGGUUCAUGUCUGGGUGAGGGUGAGAUGAAGACAAGAUAAAGCUCCGAAUUUAAGCUUCAUCUACAAGCUAACCCCGCCGAACUAAGGCAGAUCCACUCCAUGGCCUGACAAUGGAACCAUAUCCCCGAUCUGACUAAAGCCCUCGGGAUGAUCGGAUCGUCUCCUGCUUUUGAGCGGAGACUCACCUCUGUCUACUUAUACCGUGUAAAAUGCCGGCUCAUAUCACGUACAAUGGAACUACAUCUCUAGGCCCUCAAGGAACCAUGAGCGAUAACGCAUAUCCAUUCCGCAAGAUCCUCCUGGUCGCAACGACGGGUGGCUUUACCCAUGCCGCUCCGGUCCUCGAACUGGGCAAGGUUCUCUCUGAGCGAGGCCACACAAUCGACUUCGCAACCAUGGAGGGCCAGGAGCACUGGACAAAAGACUACCCAUUCGUAUCUCAGCUGCAUAUACUCGGAGCCGGUCCAACUGAGCAGCAACUAAGCGAGCAUUACCUGCGCAUGCGUAAAUGGGACAUGUCUGUCGGCCUAGCAGGCGCCAUGCCCUCGAAGUACAUGUUCGACUCCUUCUGGCCUGUGACCUACGACCACCUCAAGAAUAUCAUGGAUGAUCCUGCCCGCCGUCCCGACUUCAUCAUCGCGGACUUCUUCGUCGAUGCCGUCAAAGACAUGCAUUUCCAAUACCAAGUGCCCGUGGCCAUCGUGCACCCACAAAUGCCAGCCUUGAUGCUCCCGUGCAGCUACAUCCCCGGACAGCCGGGCUUUCAGCUAGACGGAACCCUCACCUCCGAGCACGCCUCCAUAUGGCUCCGUCUGAAGAACGAGCUCGUGGUCGUCAAGGGCGUGAGAGAGAUCAUCCGCUUCUUCCGCUGGACGAAACAAAUGCGUCGCGCUCACGGCGUGUACUACUCUAUUCCCAACCCCCGCAAACCCGACUACCUUGUCUUCAUUAACUCAUUCUUUGGACUCGAGGUCCCGCGCGACCUGCCGCCGCUCGCGGCCGUCGUAGGCCCGAUACUCAGCGACACAUACCCGCCGUGCGACAAGCAUUACACCAAGUUCCUCUCCGAUCGCAAGAAGGUCAUCUACAUUGCCCUCGGCACGCAUGUCAUCCUUUCUAUGGCGGACGCGUCCAAGAUUCUCACCGCGCUGUUCCGGCUUUUGGAUAUCUCCGUCAUUGACGGCGUCAUCUGGGCGGUCGGCCAAAGCGGCCGACAAGACCUCGACCCAUCCGCCACAUUCACCAAUAAAGAGUCCAGAGAGGGAACGAUCACUCUAGCCGACCUCCUAGCCGGCCACCACCCGGCCUUCCUCUUCCCCCACUUCGCCCCCCAGCGCGCCCUUCUCGACCACCCGGCCGUGCGCCUCUACUUCACCCACGGCGGCGGCUCAAGCGCCAAUGAGGGUCUCUACCACGGCAAGCCCAUGCUGGCGAUGGGGAUCUUCUCGGACCAGAUCGCCAACACGGCGCGGCUGGUGCACGGCGGCGUCGCGGAGUCGCUGAACAAAUUCUCCUUCACCGCGGAGGAGGUCUUCGAGAAGGCACGCCGCAUCCUCGAAGAUGUCGACGGCAGGCACGCGCGCGAGUCGCUGCGGCUGCAGCGGAUUGCUAGGGUGGCGUCGCGCCGGAAGCACUACGCGGCGGAUCUGGUGGAGGAGGUGCUGUAUGACACCGAGCUGCGGGUCGUGGACGGAAAGGAGGUCCGCCCGAUGCAUCUGCAGACGGCGGAUAUGAGGAUGCCGAUGUAUAAGGUGCGGAACUGGGAUCUGAUGGCGUUGGCGGGGGUGGGCUUGGCGGGAUGGUUCGGGGCGGUUGCAGUAUUGGGGCGUUUGGUGUGGCGGCAUCGGACGGUUACGAGGGGGAUUGUG
Molecule: messenger RNA, 1928 nt
Organism: Aspergillus brunneoviolaceus CBS 621.78
Lineage: Eukaryota; Fungi; Ascomycota; Eurotiomycetes; Eurotiales; Aspergillaceae
Product: glycosyltransferase
Exons: 3
Molecular function (GO): UDP-glycosyltransferase activity
Source: RefSeq, a predicted model, not a curated record